Molecule: messenger RNA, 3240 nt
Organism: Pteronotus mesoamericanus
Lineage: Eukaryota; Metazoa; Chordata; Mammalia; Chiroptera; Mormoopidae
Gene: TTC34
Product: tetratricopeptide repeat domain 34
Exons: 8
Coding region: 1-3240 (1079 amino acids)
Molecular function (GO): protein binding
Source: RefSeq, a predicted model, not a curated record
AUGUCGGCCCAGGAGCUCGCGGCCUGCCUGUGCCGGGAGGGCGACCGGCACCUGGCCCUGGGGGCACCCCCGCUGGCCACCGCCUUCUACCUGGCCGCCUUCAGCGGCCACGCCCCUUCCGCAGUGCGCAGCGUCCGGGCGGCCCUGGCUGAGGCCCGGGGGGCCCCCGUGGUGGCCACCCUGGAGGCCUGGUGCCGAGGGGACAGCCCGAUCCCAGCCAUCCACUGGGACGGCAUGGCCGUGGUGUCCCUGACGGGGACCCUGGCCUCCGCCUUCCUGGCCACGCUGUGCCCAGACCACCCGGCCGCCGUCCUGCACUCCCUGGCCGGCCUGCUGGCGCACGGGCGCCACGGGGAGGUGGCGCGGCGGUGCGGCGCCUUGCUGGACGCACACUCCCAGCAAGCCCUGGAGCUGCGGCUGACCCGCGCCCUGGCCUGGGUCCUGUCCGGGGAGCAGGUGGACGCCGGCCUGGCCGACUACCUUCAGACCUUCGCCUCAAGGGCCGACCGCACGGUGGCCUUUGUCCUCGCCCACCAGCAGCCCUACCUCCCCGCGCUGGUCCGCGCCCUGCAGGACCACCUCUCACGGUGCCGGCAGGCUGGGGACAGCGCCAGCCCGCAGGAGGCCGACUACCAGGGGCUCCUGGCCGCCCUGGACCCCGGGGGCACCUGGAGCAACGCCCUGUCGCCGGAAGCCCUGCUCCGCGGUGGCCGGUAUGAGGACUGCCGGGCCGCGUGCAGCCGGGCCCUCGAGUGCGACCCGCCCGGCGGCAGACCCCAAGGUGAGCGUCUGGCCGCCUUGCUGGUCACGCGCGCGGCCGCGGCCUUCUUCCUGGACAGCGGCGCGCAGGACCUGCUUCGGGACCUGCACGAGGCCUUCCGCCAGAGCCCCUCGGGGGCGCGGAGGCAAUUCGAGGCCGUGCUCUCGGCGGAGGACCGGCAGCGCGUGCGGACCCAGGCGCAGGAGGCGGCGGACGUGGGUUUUGCCCACUUCCAGGAGGCCGUGCGGAGCCGCCCCGAGCUCCGCGAGGACUCGGACCGCGAGCUGCUGGCCCCGGUGACCCGCGCUCUCCGCGUGCUGCUGCGCGUGGCGCCGCCCGGGGAGCGCCCGGCCCUGGCAGCCCGCCUGGCCGAGUGCCUGCUGCUGGCCGGGGAUGCGGCGGGCGCCCGGGGGCUGUGCGAACGCCUGCUGAAGCCCACACGCCCCCGGGAUCGUGCGGGCGAGCUCGCCGGGGACCGUGCGCCUCUGCUGGCGCUCCGCGGCUUCUGCGCGCUGCACGCCGGCGACGCGCCGAGUGCCCGGGAGGACUUCCAGGAGGUGGUGGAGCAGGGGCCUCCGCACCCGGGCGGCUGUGUGCGUGCCCUGUGCGGCCGCGGGCUCCUGCGCGUGCUAGCGGGCAGCGCGUUCCUCGGCGCGCUGGACUAUGUCACCGCCUGCCGGCUGCGGCCCGACGAGGCCCUGCUCGUCGCCAAGGCCUACGUGCCCUGGAACCAGCGCGGGCUGCUGCUGACCGUGCUGCGGGAGGAGGGCCGCAGGAUGCUGCAGCGGAGGCCGGGCCCAGGACCCCCAGGCGCGCGCGGCCGCCGGAGUCAGGCCGCGGAGAGGGACAGCUCGCCGGCGCCGGAAGGGGACACCCAGGGCGUGUACCAGCUGGCCGUGCUCCUGACGGAACUGGACCCAGAGGACGAGGCUUCACGCCUCCUGGCAGCCGAUGCCCUGUACCGCCUGGGCCGCCUGGACGAUGCCCACAAGGCGCUGCUGGUGGCCCUCUCCCGGAGGCCCCAGGCGGCCCCUGUGCUGGCGCGGCUGGCGCUGCUGCAGCUGCGGAGGGGCUUCUUCUACGACGCCAACCAGCUGGUGAAGAAGGUCGUCCAGUCCGGGGACACGGCCUGUCUCCAGCCCACCCUGGAUGUCUUCCGCCCAGAGGACCGGCAGCUGCUGCGGGGCCACUGCCACGCGCGGGCCCUGGCCAUCCUGCGAGCGCAGCCAGGAGGGGCCGAGGGCGAGGCCCACACCAGGGAGGCCAUCGCCUACCUCUCUCUGGCCAUCUUUGCUGCAGGGGGCCAGGCAAGCGAGUCCCUGCUCACCCGCGCCCGAUGUUACGGGCUCCUGGGCCAGAGGAAGACCGCCAUGUUCGACUUCAACUCCGUGCUGCGGGCUGAGCCGGCGAACGUGCGGGCCCUGUGCGGCCGCGCGCUGCUGCACCUGGCCCUCGGCCAGCAGAAGGAGGCCGUGGACGAUGCCCUGUCGGCUCUGCAGCUGGACCCGCACGCGGCGGUCCCUGAGAUCCGCGCUCUGAAGCCCGAGGCCCAGGCCCUCAUCGCACGGGGCCUGUCAUCCCGCUGCCGGGGACUCCUGAGCCAGCGGCCCGCCUCCGGGGCCCCCCUCAGUGGCAGGGACGUCCAGGGCCUCCUCGCCGUGGCGGAGGCCCUGACUAGGAUCGAGGCCGGGCUGCCGAGCGGGCACAUGCUCCUGGUGGACGUGCUCACCGCGCUGGGCAACUACGAGGAGGCUGGCGCCUGCCUUCAAGAGGCCCUGCGCUCCACCCAGCCAUCAGCGGCAGCCCGGGCCCGGCGCGGCCUGCUCCAGCUCAAGAAGGGAGACGUGCCAGCUGCUGCCGGGGACCUGCAGUGCCUGGCGGAGGCCGACACUGAGGACCUCGGCUUCCUGCUGCGACUCCUGGAAGCCUCGGAGCAGCACAGCCUGGCCCAGGCCGCAGCCCAGGAAGCCCGCUGCCUCCUGACCGCGGGGCAGCCCCGGCAGGCACUGGGCUACUGCUCGCUGGCCGUCCUGGCCAGCGGAGGCAGCGCCCCUCACCUCCGCCUGCGGGCCACUUGCCUGGCGGAGCUGCAGGAGUUUGGCCGGGCGCUCGCAGACCUGGACCUCGUGCUGCGGGAGGGUGCGCGGGACGGCGACCCCCUGCUGAUGGCGGAGGACUUUUGUUCCCGGGGCUGCCUGCUCCUGAGCCUGGGGGAUGAGGCCGGGGCCGCGGGGGCCUUCGCCCAGGCCCUCAGGCUGGCACCCAGCGCCGCGCAGGGCAGCCUGGGGGCGCGGCCGGGCCGGGCCCCCGCCGCCCAGCUGUUGCUGCGCCAUGGGCAGCGCUGUCUGCACGGGCAGCGGCUUGCAGAGGCCUGGGCGGCGGCGGAGAGCGGGCUGCUGCUGGACCCCGAGCAUGGCGGCCUGAGGAGGCUGAAGGCGAGGACCCGCAGGGAGGCGGCCUCGGGCUGCCGGCUGCACUGA